Molecule: messenger RNA, 1369 nt
Organism: Musca domestica (house fly)
Lineage: Eukaryota; Metazoa; Arthropoda; Insecta; Diptera; Muscidae
Gene: eIF2alpha
Product: eukaryotic translation initiation factor 2 subunit 1
Exons: 2
Coding region: 159-1196 (345 amino acids)
Cellular component (GO): multi-eIF complex; eukaryotic translation initiation factor 2B complex; eukaryotic translation initiation factor 2 complex
Molecular function (GO): ribosome binding; RNA binding; translation initiation factor activity
Source: RefSeq, a predicted model, not a curated record
CGACAAAAAAUCGAUCUAGGAAUACCUAUUAUCCGCCCGUAAACGUUGGCACGUUUUUGCUAUUUAAGUGAAAAUUGCUGCAAAUUUUAAUUUUUAACAGCAAUUUCAUCAGUUUAUUCCAUAGAGUGCACGCAACAAUUUAACGGUAUUUUGCAAAUAUGGCUUUAACGUCACGUUUCUACAGUGAAAAAUAUCCCGAAGUGGAAGAUGUUGUCAUGGUCAAUGUCCUCUCCAUUGCCGAAAUGGGUGCCUAUGUGCAUUUGCUGGAAUACAACAACAUUGAGGGCAUGAUUCUGCUCUCGGAAUUGUCCCGCCGUCGUAUUCGUUCCAUAAACAAAUUGAUUCGUGUUGGCAAAACCGAGCCGGUCGUUGUCAUACGUGUGGAUAAAGAGAAAGGUUAUAUUGAUCUGUCAAAACGCCGUGUGUCACCCGAAGAUGUGGAGAAAUGCACAGAACGUUUUGCCAAAGCCAAGGCGGUAGAUCUAUUAUUGCGUCACGUUGCCAAUUUAUUGGGUUACGAGUCGAGUGACCAAUUGGAGGAAUUGUAUCAAAAGACUGCCUGGCAUUUUGAGAAGAAAUACAAUAGCAAAUCGGCUGCCUAUGAUAUCUUCAAACAGUCGGUUGAAGAUCCCACGGUGUUCGAUGAAUGCGAUUUGGAUGAAAAGACAAAGGAGGUGUUGUUGAACAAUGUCAAGCGUAAAUUGGUAUCGCCCACAGUUAAAAUACGUUCAGAUAUUGAGUGUUCCUGUUACGGCUAUGAGGGUAUUGAUGCUGUCAAGGCUUCACUUAAUACCGGUUUGGAAUUGAGCAAUGAAGAAUUGCCCAUACGUAUUAACUUGAUUGCUCCUCCACUCUAUGUUAUGACCACUUCAACCACAAAGAAGGCCGAGGGCCUGAAAAUCUUGGAACAGGCCAUUGAAAACAUCAGAGCCAAAAUCUUGGAAUAUGGUGGCGAAUUUAAGGUUGUUAUGCCACCCAAAUUGGUUACUGCCAUCGAUGAAGCUGAAUUGGCUAGACGCUUGCAAAAGGCUGAGGCCGAAAAUGCUGAGGUGGGUGGUGAUGACGACGAAGAGGAGGAAGAUGACCAGGAGGGCAUGACAUUCGAUCCAGAAAAUGAAUCUAUCAACAAUAAGGGUGGCCGCAACUCAGCCAAGAGCAAUGACGAAGACGAGGAUGAUGAAGAGGAUGAAGAAUAAUAAGCCCCGCGCACUAGUUGAACAAGAAGAUUUUCCUAAAACAAAACAAUAUUUAUUAUAUUGAUGAAAGGGCUUUUAAUUUUUUUACUUCGUGUACAGUUUCCAUAGAUUCUUUUUUAUAUACCAGAACAUCAAGAAAAAAAAACAUGUUUUUUCCAUUCUUGUGCAAAUGU